CAUAACCACAUGACGUAUUACACAUUCAUCGUUCAGGAAGGGAAACAGAAAUGGCACCGACAGUUAUUAGAUUGUGCUGUGCUGCCUUUAGAUGGACACCAGUUGUUUUUAUAUCAGCUAUAGUUGUCUGGUCAUAUUAUGCGUAUGUUGUUCAAAUGUGCUUUUUGACUGUUGACAGUGUUGCAGAAAAGGUUAUAUACUUGUUACUGUAUCACCCGUUCUUACUGAUGUUUGUCUGGUCUUAUGGUAAAACAAUAUUCACACCUGUAGGAACUGUACCAAAAAGGUUUUAUUUAUCAAAACAAGAUGCUGACAGGCUGAUGAGGGAGAAUAAUGAAGAGGUUCAGAAGAAUAUUCUCAUAGAUUUUGCCAGAAAUUCUAACUUACCUGUACAAAAUAGAACCCAUUCUGGAGCACCAAGAUAUUGUGAGAAAUGUAAAUGUAUAAAGCCAGAUAGAUGUCAUCAUUGUUCAGUCUGUGGUACAUGUGUUUUAAAGAUGGACCAUCAUUGUCCUUGGGUGAAUAACUGUGUGGGAUUUACAACAUACAAAUUCUUCGUGAUGUUUUUGGGCUAUGCUCUAGUUUACUGUAUAUAUGUAGCUCUUACUUCAUUGAAAUAUUUCAUUGCAUUUUGGACGAGUGGUGUUGGCCACAAUAUGGGAAAAUUCCAUAUUCUAUUCCUGUUUUUUGUAUCGGUGAUGUUUGCUAUAAGUCUAAUAUCACUAUUUGGAUAUCAUUGUUAUCUCACUGUAAAAAAUCGUUCCACGCUAGAAUCUUUUAGAUCACCUAUAUUUUCCUCUGGGCCAGACAAGAAUGGUUUCAGUCUAGGAAAGUACAAUAACUUUAUAGAAAUAUUUGGGGAAAAUAAGAAAUUGUGGUUUAUCCCAGUAUUUACAAGUGAAGGAGAUGGGGUGACUUUCCAAACACAAACCACAAGUACAUCCAGCUCUUAUCAAACAAUGGGGACGACAAGUCCAUCAACUAUUCCAAGUUCAGGAGAUGGCGUAGUAUAUCCAACACGAACAAUAGAUCUGGAUAGUGACGGUUUAUUGGCUGAUAGACAACGGUGGAUGGAGGAAGGUGACCUUGACAACCAUAUGGAAAAUGGAACAAACAUGACAUCUUCUAAUCAGAAUUUGAUCACAACUCUACAGGAGUGAUCUUUCUUUGUUUAAAACAAGGAUAUGGAUCAUAUAACAGACAUGGUGACAAUGUAAGACUAGAAUAUUAGAAAUAGACUAUAAAAAAAAAUUUUCUCUGACAAAGAUGGAAGGAGAUUCGGCUUGAUCCCAGAAUUUCCAAGAAGUGAUUUAGUAAAAACAGAGGAUACCAGCUCAAGAUUAUACACCACUUCUUGAGACUGUAGUAAUUGUUAUACAGGGUACAAGUAAAAAAAUUCUGGAACAGUACAGUCAUGCUAGAAGAAAAGACAACAGUUCAAAUGGAUUGCAAAACAAAACGAAAAGAGUAGAAAAGUUUUAUAAUAAAACAUAUACACAUGAAUCAUGCUUACGAGAUAUGUUGAAGAAUCUCCAGUUUUAGAUUUCCACUGUGUCUAACUGGUUGAGAUUUCCACUGUGUCUAACUGGUUGCAAUUAUGACCAAUAACAAUAAAGAAAUGCCGUUUUUUAAGCAAACACAUUGAAUUAAUGCUGCUUUAGUUGUGUGAUAAUUUCUUAUUUUACAUAUCCUGUUAAACACAGUGAUUUUUUGAUGCAUUCACAUCAUGUCUUGAAUCAAGAUGUUUAAAUUUGAACUUUUUUUCUGACACCACAUACAAAUUGACCCGUGCAAGAAGUGAAAUAGAUAAUAAAUCUAGUUUAUAACAUAAUGAGCACAUUUAAUUUCUUUUAGGCUUAGGCACAUAGAUUUUCACACUUUCUUCAAUUUUCAGAAUUUUUAGAUCUGUACUACUCUCUGUAAUUUCAUAUGUAGAAAAUCCUAUACACAUAUGUUCAAAUAUGUAAAUCAAUAUCGAUAUGCUUUACACAAGUUUUAUGUACACAUUUUGAAAAAUAUCAGUGUAUGUACAUAUAUAUCAGGUUAAUGUGUAAAUGUGUUUGCAUAUGUGUAAUAAUGUUAAGUAUUUUAUAAUGUGUUGUAAAAAUGUUGAUGCAUUUCUUUAACCAAAGGUAUUGUUUACAAGUGUUUUUUUUAUGUUUUGUAAAUAAAACUAUACAUAUAAAUAUUGACAUUGUGAUAUGUGCAAGUACAAAUGCCAAAAUAUGUUUCAACAUAUUUUACAUUUUCAUGUGUAUAUAAACAUUGUGUUUUCUGAUACUAUUUUUAGAACAAUAUCAACAUUUUUAUCAAUCUAAUGAUUUAAGAAGUAAAACAAAGAAAUAAAUAAAAACAUGUCAUAGAAGUAAGAAAUGUUAUGUUAAUCCAUUGCCUGCUGGCAGCAACUUAUUUAAACCAUGUGACUUGUGCAGAUCAAAAUCGGCCAGCGCAUUACUGUGUGAUCUUGGUAUGCACUGUUCUCUGUCCAGUCAAUACAUAUUAUGAGAUUAACACUGAAUUGAUGAAAUGGCACUGUCCAGAUUGAAUUAUAGGAUAAGAUGGACAAGUCUAUUAAGAUAAUAAGGGGAAAAUGGGUUACCUAAGGCUAUCAGUUUAAUAGAUGUUUAAUCAAGUAGUAAUCACAUCAUAAACUUGUAUUGGAUUUUUGUUGUUUGGUAGAUUUUCCUUUAUUUUCCUUUUUUU
Ruditapes philippinarum (Manila clam) is the source of this 2703-nucleotide messenger RNA. RefSeq names its product palmitoyltransferase ZDHHC15B-like. The coding region runs from base 51 to 1160 and encodes 369 amino acids. The record is from RefSeq and is a predicted model, not a curated record. The transcript has 12 exons. NCBI's taxonomy places the organism in Eukaryota, Metazoa, Mollusca, Bivalvia, Venerida, Veneridae. Gene Ontology annotation, molecular function: protein-cysteine S-palmitoyltransferase activity. Gene Ontology annotation, cellular component: endoplasmic reticulum; Golgi apparatus. Gene Ontology annotation, biological process: peptidyl-L-cysteine S-palmitoylation; protein targeting to membrane; synaptic vesicle maturation.